Babjeviella inositovora NRRL Y-12698 is the source of this 2097-nucleotide messenger RNA. Its product is annotated as RNA recognition motif domain-containing protein. NCBI's taxonomy places the organism in Eukaryota, Fungi, Ascomycota, Pichiomycetes, Serinales. Gene Ontology annotation, molecular function: mRNA binding. Bases 212 to 1708 code for a protein of 498 amino acids. The record is from RefSeq and is a predicted model, not a curated record. Gene Ontology annotation, cellular component: nucleus; cytoplasm. The transcript has a single exon.
UGCUCCACAGACACAACUUUCAGAUAUUUCCACAGGUACCAAGAGUGGUUAAUUUUGAGUCUAUAUUUGAUAAGUCUACGAGCGAUUACCAUUGAGUCCAUUACCGGGAGAAAUCCACUGCUUUCAUAGUGCUACAAGCUCGUUUCAUGCACUGAAAGCUCGCAUUAUUUCCGUCUAGCUGGAAAAAGAUUACCGAUAGAUUUAUCCCACAAUGUCAAAACGUGCCGCGGUUACUCCAUCGCCCAACCCGGAGAUAAAUUCUCUUGCACAGGCGUUUAACAACUUCCAGCUCGGUCCGGCCCUUCCCCCCGGAAUUCCACCUCCGAUUCACAUCAUUGGAUUGCCCAAUGAUACCUCCGCUGACGAUUUAGCGGAAUUGCUAAAUUCCUUUGUGGAUGAAAAUACCUACUCGGAGCUUAUGUUGUUCAACCAGCCCGGAGACGAAUCGGACUGCUGGGCGAGUCUAGUGGUGCACGACUCCUACUCUCUCGACAAAUUGCUCCAUGUCUUACAGGACUAUGGUUGGAAAGGAAAGACCGUCAGAGCUGUAAUUCCUGGCUUCUUCGAUAAUCCUUAUGCAUAUGAACUGCCGUAUGACGAGGCUGCCAUCCCAGCGAACCCUUACAUGAUUCCAGUAUCCCCUCCCCCUAACCCCAUGAUGCCGUAUUUCCCGAUGAACCCGGCCCAGGCCCCCGUAUACAUGAACAAAUACCCUCCGAUGUAUCCCCUGUUUCCCCUGGGCUUUGUCCCGUAUGGUUUGGAAGCCCCGCGCAUGCACCUUGGAGACAUACCCGGCGACUUCAAUCGUGGUCUGAAGUUUGAGGAUACCUACUCUCCCCACCGUACCCCAGGCCGGUUUGCUUCACAAUCGCCUCGAGUGACCCCCUCCAGUCUCGUGACUUCGCCAAGCGGGGGGAUGAGCCCCGUCUACGGCUAUGGAGCACAUUCUCCGCCGUUAUACUCGUCAAACAAACAGGGAAGGUAUCCAAACUACUACUCCCCUAGAAGCGAUCCCCGGAACCGCACAAGCUUGCACUACAAUCGGAAUUUCCCGCUGAAAUUUGAACAGCCAAUGGAAUUCCCAUACCCGCAGUGGUACCCUGCCAACCAAUAUCCAUCGCCGAUGAACCGAAGCCAGUUUCACGGAGGGAACGAGGUAUUCGACCCACGGAGACUUUUUGUGGGGAACAUUCCGUACACCACCACCUGGAUGACGGUCAAACAACAUCUCAGACUGGCGGGAAAUGUAGUACGAGUAGACGUGCCAGCGGACUCGCAAAGAGAAUAUGGAUUGAGCAAAGGGUUUGCGAUUGCGAUAUUUGAGACGGCCGAGGGUGCUACCCGUGCGAUUGAGGAAUUGGACGAAAGUGUGUUGGAAGGGCGUAUAAUCACUGUGAGGUAUGACCGGAUGCCAUACUCCAGGGGGAAUCACCGGAGCUACCAGCCGUACAACCGCCAGCACCGUGACGGGUACGGCGAGGGGAUUCUGGGUAGUCUGCAGUAUAUCCAUGACAUUAUCGACGAGCGGGGCGGCACCCCGGAAAACACCCCGGCAUCAUUAGCGGUAUCUGGUACGAAGGAGGAGAAUGCAGGAGCUUCAACACCGAAAGAUCAUGCCAAGGCCCAGGAAAAUAUAGGCCUGGUGGAUGAAAGCAAAGAGGCCACCUUGGCCCGCGACCUUGUCGACUCUAUCGACGUGGGGAAUUAAGAAGUGUGAGGCCCCUGUGGGGUUGGAUAGCGCGAUGGUUAUCGUUUUUCUGAAUAUGCCUUGAUUGAUCUAUGCUGUUAUCAUUUGUGCCAAUAUCCUGCUCAAAGAGCCGCCAACACUGUAAUAUUACAGGAAAAAAAGUGUGCCCAUUGUAAAUAAUAACUAUCACUGGUUUAAAGGCCCAGAGUACACUGCUUGGAUUGAAUGCUAAUUCAUCACUAGGCGAAGCUGCAUCACCAUCGGAUGGUAUGCACGCCCCAAUGCAUCUACGUGGUGCGGCUGGUGUCGCCCACCUUGCAUUUGGUAUAGAGCUGUCACUGAAUAUGUCAGCCGCUUAUUAUUUCGAGAGUUCUCUACAAAUAAUACUAUAUUAUAACCAUUUCUAGUUU